This is a messenger RNA of Cyclopterus lumpus (lumpfish), 8856 nucleotides long. Its product is annotated as neural-cadherin. Gene Ontology annotation, biological process: homophilic cell-cell adhesion. NCBI's taxonomy places the organism in Eukaryota, Metazoa, Chordata, Actinopteri, Perciformes, Cyclopteridae. The record is from RefSeq and is a predicted model, not a curated record. The coding region runs from base 1 to 8856 and encodes 2951 amino acids. The transcript is spliced from 37 exons. Gene Ontology annotation, cellular component: plasma membrane; cell-cell junction. Gene Ontology annotation, molecular function: calcium ion binding.
AUGAUUUGGGUCGCGUUUCUCCCUUUUUUGGUUUCGUGCGCACGGGGCAACGGGACCGCCGAGCUGGUGCCGUUCUUUCACGGGCAUGUAUUUGAGAACUCGUCUCCGGGCUCACGGGUCAACGGACUGAGCGUCCCGUUAAAGCGGCUCCACUCGCAGAGGCUGUGCGGUAAUGAGGAAUUUGCGUCGCACUUUAAACUCCUGGGAGACGGCAGCGAGAAUUUCCGCGUUUUUGCGCACCACAAAAGGGGACACGUUUUGUUGAAGACCUCUGGAGUUCUGGACCGCGAGGAGCGGCCUGAAUACGCGCUGAGUCUCGGUUUGUGUUGCGGGGAAUGCGCGGGACUCUCCUGGGAAGUGGACGCGGAGUCUCCGGUUGUCACCGAGGUGGCGUCCAUCAAGGUGGACGUCCUGGACACCAACGACCAUCAGCCCACCUUCCCCGGUUCUGAUGUGAAGCUGAGCCUGGAUGAUGCCACUGCGCUCCGCACGGCCAUCUACACCGUCACCGCGCGGGACGGUGACAGCGGCAAGAACGCGGAGCUCAUCUACUUCGUUUUGCCCAAAAAUGGGAGUUUCUACGCGGUGCCUAAAACCGGAGACAUUCUCCUGGUGGACUCCAUCCUCGGUCUGGGUGAGCCGAUUAAGUUUGAAGUGUUUGCCCGGGACCGCGGGUGGCCGCCUCGCACGAGCCAGAGCGUAGCUGUUGAGAUCAGUCCACGGCAAUGGCCAGUGGCGCCGAACCCCAAAACGGCCAAACGGAAACUUACAUCUCAAAUUAAAGUGCCAGCGAGAAGGUCCAGAUCAGUGCUGGAAUCGGAAAGCCCCGUUUUCAUCAACGUGUCCGAGGACGCAGCGAUUGGUUCGGUGGUGAUGAACCUGGGCCCGGCGAGGUUUCAGUCUGCAGCGUUUGAGCUGGUGGAGCCCGACGUGGAGAGCUCCCCGGUCAGCGUGAGCCGGGACAGCGGGGAUAUUGUCAUAUCACGGAGGCUGGACCGGGAGACCGAGCCUCUGGUGGAGAUCACCGUCAACGUUCAGGAUAAAAGAGGUCCAGAGUGGUACUUGGUCCGAGUGGAGUUGACUGUGAUGGAUGUCAAUGAUAAUAUCCCAGAAUGGAGCAUGGUUCCUGCUCCUUACCUGGCUGUGGUUUCUCCUGAUGCCCCUGCGGGGGCGCUGGUCUACAAGCUCCAAGCUGAGGACGGGGAUGAAGGCAACAACGGCGAAGUGGAGUACUUCCUGUCUGACGGCGGCGAUGGUCGUUUUGAAGUGGACAGGAAGAACGGCCAGGUACGAACGACCGGCCUCCCCCUGCAGCGGGACAGGGAGUACCUGCUGACGGUGGUGGCGGCCGACCGGCUGGGCAGCCGCAGCGCCCCCGUCGUCGUGUCCGUGGUGGCCGGAGCUCGGCCGCCGCAGUUCACCAACGCGUCCUUCACCAUCGCCAUACCGGAAAACACGCCUGAAGGACAGUCCUUCCUGGUCACACCUGCCGUGUCCUUCCAGAAGAAACCAAUCGGCUACACCCUCCUCAUCAAUCCCAGCAGCCUCUUCUCCAUCUCAGCAGAGACCGGCGAAAUCAGCCUGACCCACCCUAUCGACUACGAGAGCGACCAGCACCGGUACCUGCUGCUGGUGCGAGCCAGCGAGGGCCUGGACAGCAUGAGCAGUGCAGUGGAGGUGCGAGUGGUUAUUGUUGAUGAAAACGACUGCGUUCCCGAGUUCCUCCAGUCCAUUUACAGCAAGGAUGGCGUACCGGAGACUGUGACGACAGCCACAUCCCUGCUGCAAGUGUCCGCCAAUGACUGUGACUCCGAAGAGAAUGCAGAGCUGACCUAUUACACCCUGAGUCCAGACUUCACCAUUUCCCCUCACGGGACCAUCUUCCCCGCAGGGCCUCUGGACUACGAGAGGCACAACCACCUGUACGAGUUUGUGGUGAUGGCGGUAGACAAGGGGGAGGUCCCUCGCACCGGCACAACUACCGUACGGAUUCGAAUGGCCAACGUCAACGACGAAGCGCCCGAGUUCUCCCAGCACAUAUAUCGGACCUUCGUCUCAGAGGACGCGGGACCCAACACACUCGUUGCCACGGUGCUGGCGAAGGACCCCGAUGGGGACGGGAUCACGUAUAAGAUCGCCACGGGAAACGAGGAGGGCAACUUUAUCAUUGACAGCCAAAAAGGUUUGAUCCGUCUGCGCUCCAGCCCGCCCCCGCACCUCCAGGGCGUGGAAUACGUCCUCAAUGUCACAGCGGUGGACGACAACGCCUCAGGCGGACCUCAGGCGUUGUCCUCCAUAGCCCAGGUCAUAGUGGGGGUGGACGACGUGAACAACAACAAGCCCGUCUUUGAGAAGUGUCAGCAGUACAGAGAGAGCACAUCAGUCCUGGAGAACCAGCCAGCGGGCACGUUCGUUCUGCAGGUUCACGCUGUGGAUGCUGACGAGGGCUCCAAUGGCAGGGUUACAUACGGCUUCAUGCACAAAGACUCCACUGUGCCCGCAUUCAGUAUCCACCCGGACACCGGAGUAAUUGUGACAGCCAGGAAAUUUGAUCGUGAACGCCAACGAGAGUACGCAGUGACGGUGACUGCCACUGACCAGGCAGCUGACCCGCUGAUUGGCAUUUGUCAGCUCAACAUCCUCAUCCUGGACCAUAACGACAACAGUCCCAAGUUUGAGAACAUCCGAUAUGAGUACUUCCUUCGCGAGGACACAAUGAUCGGGACCAGCUUCUUGCGGGUGGCGGCUCACGACGAUGACUUUGGCACCAACGCAGCCAUCACGUACUCAAUGUCCAGCGAACAGCCGGAGUAUCUCUGGGUCAACCCCCUGACGGGCUGGGUGUAUGUCAACCAGCCCAUUUCCCAGAGGACCUACAUCACCAGGGAAAUUAUGGCUACUGACGGUGGGAACAGGAGCAGUUCGGUGGAGCUGGCCGUCACCAUUACCAACGUGAAGAACCAGCCUCCACAGUGGGACGAAGACAGCUACAGCGUGGUCAUACCCGAAAACACCGUACGAGACACAGCCAUCGUGACCAUCAAAGCCACCUCCCCUCUUGGGGAUCCCAGGGUGACUUACAACCUGGAGGACGGCAUGGUGCCCGAGACCAACAUGCCAGUUCGCUUCUACUUGACCCCCAACCGAGAAGACGGCUCCGCCUCCAUCCUUGUGGCGGAGCCCCUGGACUACGAGACCACCAGGAACUUCAUGCUGCGGGUUCGAGCUCAAAAUGUCGCCGCUGUACCACUGGCGGCCUUCACCACGGUCUACAUCAAUGUCACGGAUGUAAAUGACAACGUCCCAUUUUUCACUUCCUCCAUCUACGAGGCCUCGGUCACUGAAGGGGCCGAAUCGGGAACUUUGGUUUUCCAGGUUUCAGCCAAUGACCUCGACUUGGGUCUCAAUGGCAAGAUCUCAUACUCCCUGCUGGAGGAUCGUAGUGGAGACCACCAGUACUUCCGCGUCGACCCAGAGCUGGGAUUCAUCUACUCGAAGGCUGUGUUUGACCGCGAGACCAAGAGCUCCUACCUGUUGGAGGUUCAGUCCAUGGAUGGCUGGGAGUCGGCGCGGCCCGGCAAACAUGGACAGCCCAACUCUGACACAGCGUAUGUUCGCGUUUUUAUCAGCGACGUGAACGACAACAAGCCAGCGUUCGCACAGGCGUCUUAUGAAGUUGAUGUCGACGAGGACGCUGACGUCGGCUUCGCCAUCCUCACCGUCAGUGCCAACGAUGGGGACGAAGGUGGAAACGCAAAGCUGCGCUACCAGAUCACAUCAGGGAACACGGGAGGGGUGUUUGAUGUGGAACCAGAGGUGGGCACUAUCUUCAUCGCCCAGCCUCUGGACUACGAACAGAACAAAAGGUACAAGCUUCAUGUCCUGGCUUCAGAUGGGAAGUGGGAGGAUUACGCAACGGUGUUGGUGAACGUGGUGAACAAGAAUGACGAGGCGCCGGUGUUCACCGUUAACGAGUACUACGGCAGCGUGACGGAGGAGCUGGAUGGCUCUCCGGUGUUUGUGUUACAGGUGACGGCGUCUGACCCGGAUAAGGAUGCUGACCAGGAGGCCCUGCGUUACUCUCUCCACGGCCAAGGUGCCGAGAGUGAAUUCAUAAUUGAUGAGGUCACGGGCAAGAUCUACGCCCAGCGGACCCUGGACCGCGAGGAGCGCGCCGUGUGGCGUUUUGUCGUCUUGGCCACGGACGAGGGCGGCGAAGGUCUGACGGGCUUCACCGAUAUCAUCAUCAAUGUCUGGGACAUCAAUGACAAUGCGCCCGUCUUCACCUGUGCCCCCAGCUGCUACGGAGACGUUGCCGAGAACUCGGUCGUGGGGACGUCUGUAAUGGAGAUGACAGCCACCGACCUGGAUGACUCGGCUGUGGGGCAGAACGCCGUGCUCUCUUACAGGAUUAUGGGUAGUUUAGAUUCCACUAACAUCGAGGUGGGAGUAGUGCCUACCUUCUCGGAAAUGUUCACUAUCAACCCCACCACAGGGACCAUCUCUGUGGCCAUGGACGGUCUGGACCGGGAGCAGGUUGAGUCUUACCUCCUGGUUGUGGAGGCCAGAGAUGGGGGAGGGAUGACGGGAACGGGAACUGCGACCAUACAAAUUAAGGAUGUGAACGAUCAUGCUCCAAGAUUCACUGAUCACUCCUGCCUGGCAAGGAUCUCUGAGAAUGCAGAGCCCAAUGCAGAGGUCCUGGAGCUCAUGGCAGAGGACAGAGACACUGGAGAAAAUGCCCAGCUGACCUUUAGUGUUGUGGCUGGAGACCAAGAGCAGAAGUUCUAUAUGGUCAGUCACAAGCAGGAGCAGCGCGGCACCCUGAGGCUGAAGAAACGUCUGGACUAUGAACGACACAUCGAUCAGAGGUUUAACCUCACACUGAAGGUUGAGGACCUGGACUUCUCCAGCCUUCUGCACUGUGUGGUGGAGGUGGAGGACUAUAACGACCAUGCUCCUGUCUUCAUUCCACACCUCCUGGCUCUCGCCCCACUACCUGAAGACAUCAACGUGGGAACCAGUGUGGCACGUUUGGUGGCCAGUGACUCCGAUUCAGGCCAGAACCGCGACAUCACCUAUAGCCUUACGGAGGACUCCGAUCCCGAUGGGCUGUUCACCAUUGACCAGUCUGGUGUACUCUCUGUGGCUCGGCUUCUAGAUCGGGAGAGGAUAUCGCAGCAUUACCUGGUUGUCAUAGCGACUGAUCAUGGGGUUCCACCUCUAACAGGCAGCGCCACAGUCCAGCUGCCGCUGUUGGAUGUAAAUGAUAACGGACCGGAGUUUGAGGCAGCAUACACCCCAAUUGUCUUUGAGAAUGUGGCCGGACCUCAGGUGGUAAGGUUAAACCAAACAUCAACCCUCCUCCGAGCUGUGGACCGGGACGCUCCAGAGAAUGGCCCGCCCUUCCACUUCACCGUCACCUCCGAGUAUCGCCACAGCAACGAUUUCUACCUCCAGGACAACCUAAAUGGCACGGCGACACUCACAGCCCUGAGGACCUUUGACCGCGAGCGGCAGAAAGAGUUCCUCAUUCCCAUUAUCAUGAGCGACAGCGGCCAUCCAGCCAAAACGGUGACCAGCACCCUGACAGUGACCAUCGGCGACCAAAACGACCACGCACAUGUGGCGGGGGAGAAGACAAUUUUCAUCAAUAGUCACAGAGGCCGUAUGCCAACGACGGUGCUGGGAAAGGUCUAUUCUCCUGACCCUGAUGACUGGGACAACAAGACGUACGUCUUUGAAGGACACGUGCCAAGUUACUUCAUCCUAAACAAGCGAACAGGCUUCCUGAUCAUUAAAGAAAACGCCCCACCCGACAUCUAUCAGUUCCAGGUCCGUGUGUCCGAUGGAGUGUGGCCAGACGCCGUCUCUACUGUCACCGUGCACGUGAGGGAGCUGCGUGACGAGGCCAUCUACAACUCGGGGUCUCUCCGCCUGGCAGACAUCACAGCAAAGGAGUUCAUUGAACUCAGAGGAAAGCAGCGGAGCCGCUACGAGCUGCUGGUGGACUUCCUGUCCGAGAUGCUCUCCCUUCCACCCGACGAUGUGAACAUCUUCAGCCUCAUGGAUGUGAAGGAGCGAAUGCUGGAUGUCCGCUUCGCCGUGCACGGUGGGCCCUCCUUCCUCCAGCCCGAGAAAAUCCACGGUUAUGUGGCCGCCCACAAACAAAAGCUGCAGUCGUUCAUGCAGGUCAGCGUGUCCCAGGUGCGGGUGGACGAGUGUCCGAGCUCAGAGUGUGCCGGGGCCGGCGGCUGCACCAACGUUCUGAACGUGCGGGACACGCCCACGGUCGUGGAUUGCGGGACCAUGAGUCUCGUGUCGGUGACGGUGGAGUCCACCGCCGUGUGCUCCUGCCCGGGUAGAGAGCAGUCCCAUCAGCCCUGCACCGCGUAUCCCAGAAACCCCUGCUUCAACGGCGGCGUGUGCGUGGACACUCAGCAUGGCUACAGGUGCCAAUGCCCGGCUCAGUUCGAAGAGCCCGAGUGCCAGCAGAACAAGCACAGUUUCCAAGGCAACGGCUAUGCCUGGUUUCCUCCCAUGAUGCCUUGUUUUGAGAGCCACGUGUCGCUGGAGUUCAUCACGGACGUGGCUGAUGGACUGCUGCUGUACAGCGGACCCUUGGCCCAGCUGCAGGCCUGGGACCACGAGGACUUCAUGGCAAUAGAGCUAAUAGAUGGGACCCCCACCUUGAAAAUCAACCAUGGCUCUGGCACAGUGGUGCUACAGUUGCCAGGCAACGUGAACGUGGCAGACAGACGGUGGCAUCGGCUGGAUGUCCGCAGCAACAGCAAGGAAGUGCGUUUCACCCUGGAUCGCUGCUCGGGGGCGGCGGUGAUGGAAAUGGAAGGCCUCGGCAGCUGGCUGACCACCGAGGACCACUCCUCCUGUGAGGUGACGGGCGUUACACCCAACACCGACAGACACCUGAACAUGAGCCAGGUGCUCCAGCUGGGCGGUGUGAACGAGGACAUCCCCUACGUCUACCCUCAGCUUCAGCACAAGCACUUCACCGGCUGCAUCCGCGACCUCAUCGUGGACAGCAAGCUGUAUGAUUUGGGCUCCCCGGCCGACUCGCAAUCCAGCUCUCCGGGCUGCCUGACCACCGACAGCAGCUGCGUCAACAUGGGCUACCCGUCCUGCGGCCACCGGGGUCGCUGUCAUGGCGAGUGGGGCUCUUUCAGCUGCCAGUGUGUGCAGGGAUACACAGGACACCAGUGUGAAGAGGAGGCCCCGGAGUAUUCCUUUGAUGGCCACAGUCACGCGCAUUACCAGCUGGCGUCCCCGCUGCCGGCCCGGAGGACGUGGGUUCAGGUCCUGCUUCGUACCCGCAAACACAGCAGCACCAUCCUGAAUCUCAUCUCGAAGGAGCUGAGUGAAUAUAUACGACUAGAGAUCUUCCAGGGCCUCCUCUGCGUUUUCUACAACCUCGGAGACGGGGACUACAACCUGACCCUGCCCACCUAUCGCCUCGACAACGGCGAAUGGCACGAGGUCUUCCUCGAUCGGCACGACAACGAGAUGAUUCUGCGACUGGACGGCGGCGGGGGUCAGCGGGAGGUCACCGGGUCGCGGGGCCGAAGCCGAGAAAUCAUCAUUGACCCCACUGUGGUGAUGCUGGGGAACACCUUCCCCUCUGGAAUCAACAAGAGCUUCCAGGGCUGCAUGAGGGACGUACGCCUCAACGGUCGCUACAUGCCUCUGGACAGCCAGCCGCGAGAUGGGGUUUCUCAGGUCAGCAUACAAGGCCUCUCCCCUGGGUGCUCGUCUGACUCCUGCAAAAGGAACCAGUGUAGCGCCCCCUUCACCUGCGUUGACUUGUGGAGAGUGCACGAAUGCAGAUGUCCUCCUGGCCACAUGAUCCGCGUGAACGGGACGAGAAAGUCCUGUGUCUACACCCUCUGUGCUACCCGGCCUUGUCACCAGGGGACCUGUGUGGCGCAGUCACCCUCCAAAUUCACCUGCCACUGCCCGCAGGGUUACAGAGGACGCCACUGCGAGACAACGCUGGCCAUCUAUCGGGAGGACGUGGGCCUGAGCUUCAGCUCCCUGUUUGCCAUCUGUAUCUGCUUCAUGGCCCUGCUAGUGCUGCUGCUGGGCAUUUUCCUCUACACUCGCUGGAGGAGCUACAAAGGGCUGAAGGAGGGCGUUUACCACGUCUCAGCCCACCACGACGGCUGGGAGGACAUCCGAGAGAACGUCCUCAACUAUGACGAGGAGGGCGGCGGGGAGGAGGACCAGAAUGCCUAUGACAUGGCGGAGCUGCAGAAGUCUCUCCAGCCGAGCCCGGCCCAGUCGGUCCAGUACUGCCGCUCCAGAGCCCUGCACCACCCUCCCCCACACCUCCACCAUCACCACCACCACCUCCUCCACCAGGCGCCACCAGCCCCGCCCGCGGCUCAGCCGCUAGACCCCCUUAGCCGGACAUCCAGCUCCACCACGCUGCCCCCCUCGGCAGCCUCCACCUCCUCCACCGCCACCACCACCAGCCUCCGCAGGGAUGUGCCCCCCACCAGGCUGCCGGCCCAGGGCCAGGCCCGCCCCUCCCAGCUGGCGCGGCGCUCCCUGUCCUUCUCCAGCCAGGACCUUGCGCGCUACCUGUGCGAGAUCAUCCGCGACGCCGACCAGCACCCGGACACGGGGCCCUUCGACUCCCUGCAGGUGUUUUCCACCGAGGGAGGGGGGUCGCCCGCCGGCUCCCUCAGCUCCUUCAGCUCAGCGGGGCUGGACGGAGGGAGUUGCGGGGAUGGGGUAGGUGGGGGGGAGGGGAGCAGGGAGGAGACGCUCGGGGAGUGGGGGCCCCGCUUUGAGAAGCUGCGGGCGCUGUACGAGCAGGCCGAGGCCAGCGACCUCUGA